Megalopta genalis is the source of this 2105-nucleotide messenger RNA. RefSeq names its product Cytochrome P450 4g15 (gene Cyp4g15). Gene Ontology annotation, molecular function: monooxygenase activity; oxidoreductase activity, acting on paired donors, with incorporation or reduction of molecular oxygen; iron ion binding. NCBI's taxonomy places the organism in Eukaryota, Metazoa, Arthropoda, Insecta, Hymenoptera, Halictidae. The record is from RefSeq and is a predicted model, not a curated record.
GCCGUAGAAAGGCCUGGUUAUAAAAGGGAUCGCGGCAAGUUGUUCGAUCAGUCUGGUAGUGGUUCAUCGUCGAGAAGUCGUCGUGUCAGUGGUGCGAAAGAGCAGAUAUAGAAACGCGCGAAACAUGUCUGCUGCUGGGCCGGAAAUAGUCGCCGGAUCGAUGGCGGCCGCCUCGGCCACCGGCUUCUCGGCCACCACCGUCUUUCUUUCCCUUCUGAUCCCUGCCGUCGUACUCUACUACAUCUACUUCCGCAUCUCCAGACGCCACAUGAUCGAAUUGGGCAACAAACUGCCCGGCCCACCCGCAUUGCCGAUACUUGGCAACGCUCUCGAAAUGCUCGGCAGUCCCGAUGCGAUCUUCCAGAAAGUCUACCAAAGGUCGUACGAGUUCAACGACGUGGUGAGGCUCUGGGUCGGACCGAAGCUGUUGGUCUUCUUGACGGAUCCGCGGGACGUCGAGGUGAUCCUCUCCAGCAACGUGUACAUCGACAAGUCGGCCGAGUACAGAUUCUUCAAGCCCUGGCUCGGAAACGGUCUCCUGAUCUCCACCGGUCCGAAAUGGCGCGCUCACCGCAAGCUGAUCGCCCCGACCUUCCACUUGAACGUCCUGAAGAGCUUCAUCGACCUGUUCAACGCGAACUCGCGCGCGGUCGUCGAGAAGAUGCGCCAGGAGGGCAACAAGGAGUUCGACUGCCACAAUUACAUGUCCGAGCUGACGGUCGAGAUCCUGUUGGAGACCGCGAUGGGCGUCUCGAAGAGCACCCAGGACAAGAGCGGCUUCGAGUACGCGAUGGCCGUGAUGAAGAUGUGCGACAUCCUUCACCUGCGUCACACGAAAAUCUGGCUGAGGCCCGACUGGCUGUUCAAUCUGACCAAAUACGGCAAGGACCAGAUCAAGCUGCUCGAGGUCAUUCACGGUCUGACCAAGAAGGUGAUCCAACGCAAGAAGGACGAGUUCAAGAGCGGCAAGCGCAACCUGAUCGACACGAGCGCGCAAAAGGUCGGUCAGCGGACCGUCGUUCCGCUUCGAAUUCACCGCGAUCGUCCACGAGAUCCGUUCGUCAACGGGGUUCUCUCGUUACAGCCGGAGAAAACGAUCGCCGUGGAGGGCGUCUCGUUCGGUCAAUCGGCCGGCCUUAAGGACGAUUUGGACGUCGAGGACGACAUCGGCGAGAAGAAGAGGCAGGCUUUCCUCGACCUCCUGAUGGAGGCUGGACAAAGCGGCGUGGUGCUGACCGAGCAGGAAGUCAAGGAACAAGUGGACACCAUCAUGUUCGAGGGACACGACACGACCGCUUCCGGAUCCAGCUUCUUCCUCACGAUGAUGGGCUGCCAUCCGGACAUCCAGGAGAAAGUGAUCCAGGAAAUGGACGAGAUCUUCGGCGACAGCGACAGGCCGGCCACCUUCCAGGACACCUUGGAGAUGAAGUACCUGGAACGUUGCCUCCUGGAGACGCUUCGCAUGUACCCGCCCGUGCCAAUCAUCGCCCGGCAGAUGAGCACCGACGUGAAACUGGCGUCCGGCGAUCACGUUGUGCCGGCUGGCGCCACGGUGGUGAUCGGCACGAUCAAGAUGCACCGACAGCCGCACAUCUACCCGAACCCCGACGUCUUCAACCCCGACAACUUCCUGCCGGAGAACACGGCGAACCGCCAUUACUACGCGUUCGUCCCGUUCUCCGCCGGGCCGCGAUCCUGCGUCGGCCGUAAAUACGCGAUGCUCAAGCUGAAGAUCGUCCUCUCGACCAUCAUGAGGAACUUCCGCGUCAAGUCGAGCGUGAAGGAGUCCGACUUCAGGCUGCAGGCCGACAUCAUUCUGAAGAGAGCCGAGGGAUUCAAGAUCAAGCUCGAGCCGAGGAAGACGGUGGCCGCGACCGCUUAAAAGUCUUAGGGAAAUUUUUUUAGACGUCGCUGCGUUGAUCUUUUAACGUUUAUUAUUAACUCAGGAGAAAGAAUAAUAUAGAGGGCGACCGCCUUCUAUGAGAAAAGAAUAAUCGAACAGAUUUCCUAUUUCGCGUCGAAGAAGGUCACUCGGAACGUUUAUUAUUAUUACUAUUAUUAUUAUUAUUAUUAUUAUUAUUACUAUUAUUAUUAUUAUAUAAUUA